CGUUCCCUCUGCGGGAGAGCUCGGUCCUCAGUGUCCUCUACGCCUUUUUGCUCUAAUAUAUCCACGGCUGGACUGCAGGCCACACCUUUUAUCCUUCGCUGCACGUAGGUGCCCAGCAACAUCCCUCUCGUCGAGUCCUAGCCAAUAGACACCCUCGGUCACCCCAGUACUACCGUCUCGUUCUUAUAAUCCUGUAUAUUCUCCUUGAUUCUGCCUAGCUAUGGCAACAUCACAUUCGUUAUCGUCGCCAACAUCGCACAGGACUGUUGCUCAGCUUCCGUUCUCUCCUUCCAACAAUGCGCCGCGACUUCCUGGCAUCAACACCGGCGUAUCCGCGUCUGCGACACCGUCGGGCAACUCACCUACAGCUACUUCGCCAACAAGAUGGACGGCCCACGACCGCACAGGCUCCGUUGUCUCAUCGCGGCCUCGUGCGCAGACCAACAUGAGCCAUGUCGCGAGCGAGUUGCCCUUCGUACCCUCUGCCUCAAUGCCAAUAAUUCAGCCGCGUCCGACCACAGGGACCACGCACGGUACCACGCACGUCGGCGGCAUAUUGCCAUCAGCUUCCUUCUUCCACCCCUCGCGCCCAAACCAUGUCCCUCUGUCAGUCACACCACCUCUCCCUCGUCCCUCCACGGUGGGCUCGUUAGCGUCCAUAGGCGGCUCGACCGUCGACGCGGUGCGUCUAUCUCAGCUUGGAGGCUCUCAACAUCGCGACAGGACCUCGGAAGGGUCGGGCAGCGCCGACCAUUCGAUAGAAGAUGCAAAAGCUCCGACAAUAGCACCGUCCCUCUCGUCCAACAAAUUCAGUCGUGAGCCCCUUCUUCCGAUCAGUGGUGCCCCCAAACCGAACGGAGCGACUCGCCCGACCAUCGUCACUCAAACGAAUCCGUACGGCCGCAGCGACUCCAACCUCAGCGCGGGAGCUCGCAUGCGUGGCAGCUUCGAGAAGUUGUUCAAGCGACCGUUCAGCUUCGACCGGUCACCGACGACGCCUAACAACAACCCUGGUCCAAGCAGCGCGUUCAAUCACUUCCAGACAGGGUCUACUCAGGUCUCGCCCAUAACAUUCGAGUUGGGCGCGAACGGAGCUGGCGUCGAGGGCUCCCCCACCUCGCCCGGACAUCGAAAACACAGCCUGUCUCCUCUGCAGGGAUCCACUACGUCGAUCAACCACGCUUCGUUUAUCCCCUCUCCUCCACACAUGGACCCACCACUGUGCGAGACGCCGAUUUUGGAUGAGAAGACGGGGAAACCCAUGCGGAGGUAUCAACUCCACCCUUCGAGGAAUCGGUUCCUUCUCGGUGGCCGGAUUCUGACGGGAGGAGACUCGCCGUGGGCGUUCAUCGGGGCGCUGACGCUGGUCCUCACCAUCGCGGGCGUGUACUUUGGGACAACGUGCGUGUGGUGGUGGAAUAACGAGAGUCCUGCGGUCGCGGCGGUGGGUGCGUACAUGUGCUUGCUGACCAUCUCGAGCAUGUUCGCGACGGCAUUCCGAGAUCCUGGAAUCCUCCCGAGGAAUCUGGAUCCAGAACCACCGUAUCCGGCAUCGUCGUCCUCGGACGGUAGCCUUCGCCAGCCACUCCCGCGCGAUCUCAAGGUGCGGGCAGGGAUUGUCCGGACGAAGUAUUGUCCCACGUGCAUGACUUAUCGCCCGCCACGCUCAAGUCACUGUAAGAUGUGCGACAACUGUGUGGACGGAUGCGAUCAUCAUUGUCAAUGGGUGAACAACUGUGUUGGGAGGCGGAACUAUACCGUCUUCUUCACGUUUCUGUUUUCGGGAGUGAUGACUUUGGUUCUCGUGAUCACUACGACUGCUCUGCACUUGUAUCUGGUCGCGCAUAAGUUCCACCUCGGCUUCCGACAUGCGAUCGCCACGUCCCAGGGCAUCGGUAGUGCAAUAGCGUUCAGCUUGGCGAUACUGGUCAUCUGGCCUGUCAUGGCGCUGCUCUCAUACCACCUCCGGCUGCUGCUGCUGAACGUCACGACGAUCGAGCAGAUCCGCAACCAAGCCCACAAGACGCUCCUGCCAGAAGGGCCGGCACCCCCGAAUCCGUUCUCCCACGGGAGCUGGCGCAAGAACUUGGUGUACAUGCUCUGUCGGCCGACGGGGUACUCGUGGCUCGACGCGCGCGCCGUCGCGACCGAGGACAAGCGCGAAGUGAACCCCGGCCUGUUGCACGAGCACGACGGCUGGCCGGGGGACGUCGAGCACGGGCCUGGGAGAGGCAAGGGCGAGUGAGAUGCAUAUGCUGAUGGCGGCGAGCGGAGACGCGGCGUCGGGCUGGACUGUGAUUAUAUUUGCUGCUCUGCGGAGGCCGAUGAUACAUAGUUGGGUUUCGGGGUCUACGCCUACGUACGCUGGUUGCGGGCAUCCUGGGCGCGUUUGCGCGUGCGUUGUAUUCUGUCGCAUGUCGGACAAGUACCGAGUUGGGGCCAUCCAGGUUCGAGUUGAAUUCUAGUGCAUAAAUUAUACGGUUGGUGAUGUGGCGAUGCGAAUUGGGGCGCGAGCCAGGGAGUACAUAAUCUGCUUCUCGGGAGCCGGUGGGCUGAUGGGUACAUGUGUAGCGUCGAAUUCGGAAUCGAACAACAGCAUGGACUGAGGGGAUUUUCGGACAUAAGGUCCGGGAGCACUAUUUGACUUGUGCGCCCGGUGGGCGAUAGCCAGGGCACAAGGCGAAAGAACAUGUGUCGAAUUAGGAAACGCAAAGAAGACAUGUUAGAGGGGAGAGCAAGGUCGAGGAAAUGUACAGUCAUGAUAUGUCCCCGUAAUAAUGGUAUUUGUAGGUGCGAUUACCGGUCAAGACAGCUAUGGUUUCUAACGAUGUUGACUGUAUGCAGGAAUGCGCCUGGCACGACGGGACGACGAGGACUUAAGAGUGUGAAGGGAUAUCAAUUUAUGCCCAGGCACGAUCACAGGACUCUCACGAUCGCAGAACGAGGGUGUGAGCGCAAGGAGGAGAUCUGGGGUACCGUUGCUGACACCGAGGACGGCGGGGACAGGCCCCCCGCGAUGCGCAUUCGGACUUCGUGGAAGCUGGAAGCAAGGGGGAGAGGGCCGCGGAAGAACAGGGGCAUGCUGAGGUACCGAGUAUGUAAAAUGGUCGGAAGAAGGUACGUAGAUAGGACAAGGUUCGCCUGUUCGGUGGAUGUCGU
Messenger RNA from Dichomitus squalens LYAD-421 SS1, 3159 nucleotides. RefSeq lists its product as uncharacterized. The record is from RefSeq and is a predicted model, not a curated record. Gene Ontology annotation, cellular component: Golgi apparatus; endoplasmic reticulum. Gene Ontology annotation, biological process: protein targeting to membrane; peptidyl-L-cysteine S-palmitoylation. Bases 221 to 2245 code for a protein of 674 amino acids. Lineage: Eukaryota; Fungi; Basidiomycota; Agaricomycetes; Polyporales; Polyporaceae. Gene Ontology annotation, molecular function: protein-cysteine S-palmitoyltransferase activity. The transcript has 7 exons.